Molecule: messenger RNA, 452 nt
Organism: Pollicipes pollicipes
Lineage: Eukaryota; Metazoa; Arthropoda; Thecostraca; Pollicipedomorpha; Pollicipedidae
Product: peroxiredoxin-5, mitochondrial
Exons: 4
Coding region: 99-437 (112 amino acids)
Biological process (GO): cell redox homeostasis; hydrogen peroxide catabolic process; cellular response to oxidative stress
Cellular component (GO): cytoplasm; mitochondrion; peroxisome
Molecular function (GO): thioredoxin peroxidase activity
Source: RefSeq, a predicted model, not a curated record
CGUACGCGUGCGCCGAGAACCCGGGGCUGUGUGGAGGGGAAGACCGGCCGUGAAGGCAGGGAGAUCACCUGUCGACGACGACGUCGCCAUUCGGCGCCAUGCAUGUGCCGUGCCUUAGGUGGAGCCAGUGGGCCGGCCGCCGACUCGCGCAGUACCCGCUCCGCGCCGCUCCGACACAGUCGCGCCACUUCGCCCGCUCGGCACCGCUCGCCAUGAUCAAGGUCGGAGACAAGCUGCCGGCGGCCACCCUCUUCGAGGGAUCGCCGGCCAACAGCGUCAACACGGCCGACCUUUGCAAAGGCAAGACGGUCAUCCUGUUCGGAGUGCCCGGCGCCUUCACGCCCGCCUGCUCCCAGGUCUGUCCGCUGGACACGCGAGGGUCAGCGUGGCAUGAAGCCCCGCACAGGGUCGGACGCGGCUGUGGUGAUCUCAACUAGUCGGCUUUGGGAGUU